AUGUUCGCGAUUGGCGCGCUAGCAUUGACCAGGCGGGAGGCAUGUUUGGCACGAAUGUAUCCGCAGAGUGCAGGCUUUUACGGUGCCCUGGGUGCGGCAGUUGCUCUUGUCUUUGCGAAUCUCGGAUCCGCCUACGGGGCGGCGAAGGCGGGUGUUGGGGUGGCGCAGUUGGGACUGUCGGCGCCGGAGAAGAUCAUGCGUGGGAUUGUUCCUGUUGUGAUGGCGGGCAUUCUCGGCAUCUACGGACUCAUUGUUGCUGUCAUCAUCAACAACAACAUUCGAACGGAGCCGUACACGUACUCGACCUUCUCCGGUACGCUGCACCUCGGCGCAGGAAUGGCGGCCGGGCUGGCGGCAUUAGCAGCAGGGCUUUCCAUCGGCGUCGUGGGCGACACCGCGGUGAGGGCGUAUGGCAAGCAAGAUCAGAUAUUUGUGGCAAUGGUGCUUAUGCUCAUUUUCUCUGAAGCGCUCGGUCUGUAUGGGCUUAUCAUUGCACUGCUGAUGAACAACCAAGCCAAUCGAUACGGUGCCCUCUGCGGGGCAGAGUGA
Messenger RNA from Trypanosoma theileri, 549 nucleotides. Its product is annotated as vacuolar type H+ ATPase subunit. The record is from RefSeq and is a predicted model, not a curated record. Gene Ontology annotation, cellular component: proton-transporting V-type ATPase, V0 domain. Lineage: Eukaryota; Euglenozoa; Kinetoplastea; Trypanosomatida; Trypanosomatidae. The transcript has a single exon. The coding region runs from base 1 to 549 and encodes 182 amino acids. Gene Ontology annotation, molecular function: proton-transporting ATPase activity, rotational mechanism. Gene Ontology annotation, biological process: proton transmembrane transport.